AUGUCACAUCCACCUCCACCACCAACAACCCUAUCCACAUCCACGUCCCCAGCCCUGAUAGCGGCCCGCGGCACUCCCUCCUCUUCGACCCUCACAACCCCCCCAUCCCCAACUACAACCUGCAACCACGAAGCAAUGGUAGUCGACCUCCCGCAAAUCGAAGGCCUCCCAAUGUCCCGCUCCGUGUGGGCCAUGCCGCGCUGGGACGAAUCGCUCGCAGGCAUGACGGCGUGCUGCAACCUCAAGCCCGACAACGAGGUGCGCAUGGGGGGACCGGACGGGUGCGCGCUGUGGUGUUUGAUUCCGGACGUUUUCCUCUUCGAACAAAAAGAAAAGUUGAGAAGGACGGGGGACGACGACGACGACGAACGGCAAGAGGUGGGAUCGCGCCGUGGUGUCGUCGGCUAUGAGGCAGUGUGUGAAGGAUAA
Molecule: messenger RNA, 429 nt
Organism: Sordaria macrospora k-hell
Lineage: Eukaryota; Fungi; Ascomycota; Sordariomycetes; Sordariales; Sordariaceae
Source: RefSeq, a predicted model, not a curated record